CCCCCCACGCGCUGACCGGAAGCGGAAGUGGGAGCGGCUGGAGAGGCUGUCUGGAGCCGCUUGGGACGGGCUGGGAUGUCCAGCAAUAACAUGGCGGACCCGCGGCGACCUAACCGCGUGCUCAGGUACAAGCCUCCAUCUACAGAGAGCAAUCCUACCUUGGAAGACCCUACACCAGACUACAUGAACCUUCUGGGAAUGAUUUUCAGCAUGUGUGGCUUAAUGCUGAAACUCAAGUGGUGUGCCUGGAUUGCUGUCUACUGCUCGUUUAUCAGCUUUGCCAACUCAAGGAGCUCAGAAGACACCAAACAGAUGAUGAGCAGCUUCAUGCUAUCUAUCUCUGCUGUUGUGAUGUCCUAUCUGCAAAACCCUCAGCCCAUGUCUCCUCCUUGGUGAAAGGAUAACUUUUAUCUGCAGAUGUCUGCUUUUAUAGAGCAGAAUGAAGUCCUUGUUGAAGGAAAAGGAUGUUUUUCUCAGGCAAUCCAAAAUCUGUUCGCACAAGCAGUGUUGCAUAAUUUUGGGAGUACGUGUUUAGAUGUCAAUAACAUGACGGCUAUUAAAGAUGCUUUGGGUGCA
Messenger RNA from Heteronotia binoei (common prickly gecko), 576 nucleotides. It is a transcript of the gene WDR83OS, whose product is annotated as WD repeat domain 83 opposite strand. The record is from RefSeq and is a predicted model, not a curated record. Gene Ontology annotation, biological process: protein insertion into ER membrane. Lineage: Eukaryota; Metazoa; Chordata; Lepidosauria; Squamata; Gekkonidae. The transcript is spliced from 4 exons. Gene Ontology annotation, molecular function: protein folding chaperone. Gene Ontology annotation, cellular component: endoplasmic reticulum membrane. The coding region runs from base 76 to 396 and encodes 106 amino acids.